Molecule: messenger RNA, 324 nt
Organism: Racocetra persica
Lineage: Eukaryota; Fungi; Glomeromycota; Glomeromycetes; Diversisporales; Gigasporaceae
Source: the annotation of a GenBank genome assembly
AGCAUGAAUUUAAGUGGUAAUCCAAUAAAAGCAAAGAAUUUGGAUAAUUUAAGCAACGAGCAAUUUGGAAAGUUGGUAAAAGGGAUAAAAGAUAAAAAAAUCAGAAUUAAUUCUUAUAAGGGCACUGUGCUAAUGGAUUUUCUGGAAUACGCUCAAAGAUUAGCGGGACAAGGAAACCAACAACAGCAACAAAACGCUCAAUAUUUACAGACGCUUAUUCAGCAGGGUGGUUCACCUGCUAAAACGGAUGAUAACAAGCAGCCGGGAAAUAAUGCUCCGCUUUUAGUGGGAGGGUUAGUUGUUUUUGGAAUUGUGGCCGUGGUG